CUUGGGUCUUGACUACUCGCGGGACUACUUUUAUUCUCUCGUUAAACCACUGUCACUCUCUCACCGCUCUCUCUUGUCGGCUACUCUGAACUUGGAUUUGCAACACACCAAAAUUCCUCAAAUGGUGGGGGAGAUGGUAUGUUAGGGUUUUGAGCUGAAGGAUUUGGAUUCAGCUUCCUCCUCCUUGCCAUGGAAUUGAGGAAGGAAAGGCUUGUCAGGUUUUAUUCUGAUGAAAAACGGCAUAAAGAAUCUUUAUGGCGAAGAGCUGAGCCAUCUCAGCUUGAAAAGUCAUCAUCUGCAUAUAAGUCGUCUUCAUUGCUUAAAUCUGACACUAGACUAGUGGGGGGAAGAAAUAGAUAUGUUGAAACUUCCAGCAUUGGGCAUUCAAAGGUGUUUCCAGAGGACUAUGAACCUUGGCAAAAGAGAAUACUUGACCCAGGUAGUGAGAUUGUGUUGCAAUGGAAUCGGGUUUUCAUUGUCUCCUGCUUGGUGGCACUUUUUGUUGACCCUUUGUAUUUUUAUCUGCCCAUGCUGGGAGGGGAUGCAAACACAUAUUGUGUGAAGACGGACUUAAGGUUGCGAAUUGUUGUGACUUGUUUCCGAACUAUUGCGGAUAUCUUUUAUAUGUUGCAUGUGAUGAUAAAGUUUAGGACAGCCUAUGUUGCGCCAAGUUCUCGUGUUUUUGGGAGGGGUGAACUUGUCAUGGACCCAAAGAAGAUUGCGCAGAGAUAUAUUAGAUCUGACUUCUUCAUUGAUCUCAUAGCCACAUUGCCCCUCCCUCAGAUAGUUAUCUGGUUUGUUAUCCCCGCAACAAGAAGCGCUCAAACGGAUCAUAACAACAAUGCGCUUGCACUAAUUGUUCUGAUCCAAUAUGUCCCCAGAUUAUAUCUUAUUUUUCCGUUGAGUUUACAAAUAAUCAAAGCAACUGGAGUGGUGACAAAGACUGCCUGGGCAGGGGCUGCAUAUAAUCUUCUAUUGUACAUGCUGGCCAGCCAUGUGUUAGGGGCAGCAUGGUAUUUGCUAUCAAUUGACCGAUAUACCUCAUGCUGGAAGUCAUUUUGUAAAAAGGAACUCAACACUACAAAAUGCUCGCUUUCUUAUCUAGAUUGUGACAAUGUUAACAGAAAAGGUUGGGCGAGUAGUACAAAUGUGUUUGAGAAUUGUAAUCCUGCAAGCAAAAAUUUCAAAUAUGGCAUAUUUGAAAGCGCAGUGACAAAAAAUGUUGUCUCCUCAAACUUCAUCACAAAAUACUUCUAUUGUUUAUGGUGGGGCUUACAACAACUAAGUUCGUAUGGGCAAAACUUGUCGACAAGCACUUUUAUUGGGGAGACGUCGUUUGCCAUUCUCAUUGCCAUUGUGGGUCUUGUAUUAUUUGCCCACUUAAUCGGGAAUAUGCAGACCUAUCUCCAAUCAAUCACUGUGAGGCUUGAGGAGUGGAGGCUUAAGCGAAGAGACACUGAGGAAUGGAUGAAGCAUCGUCAACUCCCUGAAGAUUUGAGACGACGUGUUCGUCGCUUUGUUCAAUACAAAUGGCUGGCAACUCGAGGAGUUGAUGAAGAAGCCAUCCUUCAUGGCUUACCUGCUGAUCUUCGUCGUGAUAUUCAACGCCACCUAUGCUUAGAUCUUGUUCGAAGAGUCCCGUUCUUCUCACAGAUGGAUGAUCAACUUCUCGAUGCAAUAUGUGAGCGUUUGGUGUCCUCCCUGAGCACGGGGGGUACCUACAUAGUUCGAGAGGGUGACCCGGUGACAGAAAUGCUUUUCAUUAUAAGAGGGUCUCUGGAUAGUUCUACUACCAAUGGAGGGCGGAGUGGAUUCUUCAACUCGAUCACUUUAAAACCUGGAGACUUUUGUGGUGAGGAGCUGCUUGCAUGGGCUUUGCUCCCAAAAUCCACUGUUAAUUUGCCUUCUUCAACACGGACAGUUAAAGCACUUAGUGAAGUUGAAGCUUUUGCAUUGCGAGCUGAAGAUCUCAAAUUUGUUGCUAACCAAUUCAGACGCCUGCACAGCAAGAAGCUGCAGCACACAUUUCGGUUUUACUCUCACCAUUGGAGAACUUGGGCGGCCUGCUUCAUACAGGCUGCUUGGCGCCGCCACAAAAGAAGAAUGACAGUAAAGGAUCUUUGUAUGAGCGAAUCAUUUGCUUUGGAUGAGAAAGUGGCUUAUGAGACUGAGCAAGAGGAAGAACAUCUUUCUGUUGUUUCAAAUCCCGCUUCCCAGGUAAAAAUGAAUCUUGGGGUCACAUUACUGGCUUCAAGAUUUGCUGCAAACACAAGAAGGGGAGCUCAGAAGCUCAAAGACGAGAUGCCAAAAUUACGAAAACCUGACGAACCGGACUUUUCCACUGAGCCUGAAGAUUAGUAGGUUUUGCGUAAAGCAGGCUUAUGGGUGUAAAGAUAGGUUUAGCUUUUUCGUCAAAGGUGAAGUGUAACUCAUUCAUGUACAACAUAAUCAUCUUAGUUUGCCGGACUGGGUAUUUCAGGUUUCACACGAAUCCCCGCCGAUUGCGAUGCCUGAUACCAUUGACAUCCGAAUUAUACCGCCAUAAUCGACCAAUCGAGGUUGGUGGAAGAGGUGAAUUGGUGCAUUGGAUGUUAGAGAAGUUGGACAUUAUUGUCUCGGGGGGUGCAUCGGAUGUAUAAGGCAAACCGUAUAUUGAUAUAAUCGCAGUUUGUGAGCUCAACCAGAGCAACACUGAAUAGAAGACGUUGUUUACGGUCA
Messenger RNA from Pyrus x bretschneideri (Chinese white pear), 2718 nucleotides. Its product is annotated as cyclic nucleotide-gated ion channel 17. Bases 190 to 2358 code for a protein of 722 amino acids. NCBI's taxonomy places the organism in Eukaryota, Viridiplantae, Streptophyta, Magnoliopsida, Rosales, Rosaceae. The record is from RefSeq and is a predicted model, not a curated record. The transcript has 7 exons. Gene Ontology annotation, molecular function: voltage-gated potassium channel activity. Gene Ontology annotation, biological process: potassium ion transport; transmembrane transport. Gene Ontology annotation, cellular component: membrane.